GAGAGGCCUUUAAACAUCUCUUUGUCCAGCUGAAGAUGGAAAGCUAUUUAGUUUCAAAGCUGACAUUAAGGGACAUUCUAGAAGUUAGGUUAGAGAUCCAUAAGGACAAUAAGCCAAAGAAAAUAGAAGAUGUAGCCUGGUGUACUCUAAAGAAGAUCAUGGCUCUAGACAAUACUGCAAGGAACACUCUGCUCAAUACAGAUUCGUCUGGCUUGAAUAAAAAUGAUAAAGAUGAUCUCUUUAACAUUGAUGAGUAUGAAGAUACACAAAAUGCAAGUUCCAUCCACCCCUUGGAUAUCCUCUGUCUUCUCCUGCAUUGUUCAGAUAAUUUUCUACAACAAGAAAUUGUAACCAAAAUGGCCAUGUGUCAGUUCGCUGUCCCUCUGCUGCUCCCUGCUGGUGACGGGUCACAGUGUACCUAUAUGCUGUGGGCAAUGAGAGACAUUGUGAAGAAGUGGAGACCUCAGUGUUUAGCUGACAGUAAAGGGUUCAGAGAAGAAAAUGUGGUGAAUAUUUCCAUGCCACUAAUUUCCUUUGUAAGAUUGGGGAAAUCCAAGUUGUCAAAAUCUAAAAUCCUGAAUCAAAUUCUUAAUCCAGUCCAGCAGAAUAACAAUUUCUUCAUACAUGACAAUGUGGAUGGUGGCAACAUUGAGAGAAAAAUAUCUGAGGGACUUGUGGAAAUUUCCUGGUAUUUUCCCUCUGGUAAAUCUGAUGUUUUUCCAGAACCUCUUGCAGUUACCAACCUACGUGGAGACCUAGAGACCAACUGGGACCAGUUCACAUUUCUAGCAGAAGUUUCAUCAGCUGUGUUUAUAUUUAUUGAAACAAUCGAUGAGAGAGAAUUCCAGCUGUUAUCCAAAUGCAGUCAGAAUGACACCGAUUUUUGCAUUGUAUUUACUCCAAAUUCAGGAAAAAGUAUUGAGAAAGAGACACAAAAACUUCUAGGGAACCUUCUUCCAGUAUUAAGAAUUGAAAGAGAAAAUGUUAUCCUGAAGAUGAGGACAGAAAAUGAUACAAUGUUAACUAAAAAAAUCCAAGGGAGAAUGAAACAAAUUAUGGAGAGCACCUCCAAAUCUAUUUCACUGGAAGAUUUACCAAGAUAUUUCAGUGGGCAUCAUUUUGUGACAGAUGAAAGUACUGAUGAAUGCCAGAAAGGAAGAAACCAUGCAGAUAAAAUCACUCAAGAAAUAAAAGAUGUGGCAGAAUAUAAAAUGGCCACUAUGAAAUUACAAGGAGAUCUUUGGAAACAGUUGUCCAAAAUAGAUAAAGAACUUUGUAGAAUGAAAAACCAAGGAGAACAAAAUGCAGAAACACAUAAAUCUCAUCUCCGAUUACAGCGCAAUGCCCUGCAUGUAAAACAAUAUCAACAGAAAAAUUCCAAGGGUAUAGGGUUUUUUAUUCAAGCUCUUACUGAUUUGUCUCCAAAAGAGAGACAAUAUUUUCUAAAAUGGAUGAAAUUUAACCUUGACACAAUAACUAGAGACAAUUUGUCUAAUCUGCAGGUAAUUUACAAGGAGAAAUGUGACAAUCUGCCCCACAGCAAAAAAGAACUCAGGGACUUAGAUCAGAAAAUCUCUGACAGCUGUUUGGGAGUGGAACACUUUCUACGUGAAAUGGGGCAGUUUUAUGAAGCUGAAUGCUCUACAGCAAAACAUACAAUAAUUGAGCAAAACAAGAAAAAAUUUGCUGAUCUUCCUAGAAUAGCUGCCAAUUUUCUGUUGGAUGGGUUUCCAUUAGAGCUGAUUGAUGGAGAUGCCUCCAACAUUCCCCUGCAAUGGAUAACGGAUGUCCUUACUGAUCUGGACAAGAGAACAGGGGGAAAAUGCAGACUGAGAGUGAUAACUGUACUGGGAGUGCAAAGUACAGGAAAAUCCACCCUCCUCAACACCAUGUUUGGUUUGCAGUUCCCCGUGGCCAGUGGAAGAUGCACACGAGGAGCCUUCAUGACUCUUCUUAAUGUUAAAAAGGACUUCCAGGAAAAGCUGGGCUGUCACUUCAUCCUGGUGAUCGAUACUGAGGGGCUGAAAGCUCCAGAGUUGAGCUCUCUGCAGGACAGCUAUGAACAUGACAAUGAACUGGCCACACUAGUGGUUGGAUUGAGUGAUAUCACCAUAAUCAAUAUGGCCAUGGAAAACUCAACAGAAAUGAAGGAUAUUUUACAGAUUGUGGUCCAUGCUUUUCUUAGAAUGAAAGAAAUUGGGAGGAAACCCAACUGCCAGUUUGUACACCAGAAUGUCAGUGAUGUAUCGGCUCCUGAUAAAAACAUGAGAGACACAAAGAAACUUCUGGAACAGCUGAAUGAAAUGGCAAAGGUGGCUGCCAACAUGGAGAAAAAAAAUGAGAUUUUAGCUUUCACUGAUGUGAUCAACUAUGAUAUUAAAAAGGACAAUCAGUACAUUCCUGGCUUGUGGCAGGGAGACCCACCAAUGGCUCCAGUAAAUUAUGGCUACAGCUCAAAUGUGCUUGAGCUUAAAAUGUAUUUGUUUGAAUAUAUGAAUUGUGAGGAAUCUAUUAACAAACCAUCCAGCAUCUCUGACUUUAUUACUUGGAUAGAAAGUUUAUGGCGAUCUGUGAAACACGAGAAAUUCAUCUUCAGUUUUAGAAACAGUCUGGUGGCCAAAGCCUACAAUAGUUUGUCUUCACAGUAUUCCUUAUGGGAAUGGGAUUUCUGUAAAAAAAUUCUCAACUGGGUGAUCAGCACAGAAAAUGACAUUAGAAAUCAAUCUGGAAAAACAUAUGAAAUCAAAAAACAGGAGCUGCAGAAUAUUCUUCUGGAGGAAGAAAACAAGAUGACUGAAUCACUAGAAAAAUAUUUUGAAAACUCCGAAAAUGCAAAUCUCAUAGAACGACACAGAGAAGAAUUCAAAUUAAGUAUAACGAGCCUGAGAAAAGAACUUGAAAUAAACGCUCUUAGCAAGUGCCAUGAGGCUGUUUCUAUCCAGAAAGGGAAAAUACAAAUCCAGAACAUCGAGAGGAAAUCCCAGACAUUUAUUGAAGAUAAAAUAACACAUCUCCUGCAAAGAUAUAGACAGAAUAAUAUUGAAGUAAAUGAAGAAGCAAUUCAACAAGAAUUUGAGUUGAUGUGGAAGAAGACCUUAUCAGAGCUGCAGUUGGAAGAACUUAGAAGAUGUAAUGUGGAUCAUUCUCUUCUUCUCCUUCUCAAAAAUGACAUGAGCAGUAAAGGACCUGAGAUAAAUAGAGCAUUAAUUAGAGUUAAAGUUUUACAGCAAUAUGCAAAGAAAGGUGUCAGGUUUUGUAUAGAUGAUAAAAAGCACUUUGAUCACUCCAUUAAAUCAGUUUUAAGAAACCUAAUAUGUAAGCAAGAACAUAUUAGGAAGGUUAGCGAUCUUGCUGCUUCAAUAAUUCGGACCAGUGAUGAGUAUAUAAAAGAGAAGACGUCUUCCAGAAAUGAUUACAAUGAAAUGUACGCUAAGGAAUUGCUACACAAGAUUAAUAAUAUAUUUAAUGAUAAAGAUGUGAAAAAGCUUAACUUUAAUAAACAGUUUGAGUUGGAUAUCAAACUUUUCAUUUUUGGAAAAGCCUCUAAAGCUUUCCAGAAGUUACAUGACAAGUUUCUCCAUGAGAAUGACCCCAAACUUUGCCUGAAGAAGCUAAAGCCCCAGUACUUGUCUAUAUUUCUCAUGAUUUUCCACAAAAAAGAUGAGAGUCGAAACAGAGCCAGACAGUUUUGUGAGCUGUGCCUGAAACCAGCAAUAAUAGAUUAUGUUUUCAAACAUCUUGGACAAAAAAUAGUAGAUGAGAUUUUAAUUGAAAAUUUCACAUUCCGCAGCAAAAGUUCUUUCCAGUGUAUGGUUCUAGAGGAGCUUCUAGAAGACAUGUCAUUCCACAAGUAUGUUGAGUUCAUCAGUUCCUAUGAGAGCUUUAUAAAAAAAUGGAUUUUGGCUUACAUCACAAACAAAUAUGACAGAGGAUCAGCUUUACAAACCUUGCAGGAGAAUAUUCUGUCAUUCAUUGACAAGACAAUAAAAAACGCUCUUAAAAAUGAAAGAUGCCGGAAGGAAAACUUGGUGUCGGUUUUUUUGGAGAAGUUUUGUGAGUUAUUAAAAACAGAAUUGGUGAUUUCACAAAAAGAGAUGAAAUUCAUCACAUUCCUUAACUUCGGGAGCGUUGUGCAAUUCUCAUCCGAAAUUGAAAAUUUCCUCCCAGAGACACAACAACAAAUCCGAUCAGAUCUUAGAUCUAUAGAUAUACAGUAUAUUCUUUCCAGGAUGACAGUGAAGCCUCUGCAUGAAUUGUUCAGGAAGGCGAUUGGAUGUGGCAAGCAGUGUCCUUUCUGUGAUGUCCCCUGUGAGGCCGGAGGCGGUGACCAUAUAAAUCACGCAGCUUCCAUUCACAGACCACAAGGAUUUGGGCAGUAUUGUUUUGUGGAAGAUGAUAAGUUGGUCAUUGAUAUCUGUUCUACUCUUGUUGUAUCUAACUCAAGUUUUAGAAAUACAGACACUGAAUGGAAAGAUCAUCCCUACAAAGAGUAUCGUACAUAUUACCCAGAUUGGGUCAUUCAGCCCGACUCCAGCAUUGGGUCCUCAGAUUACUGGAAGUUCAUCUUUGUAAAGUUUAAUCAACAGUUUGCAAAAGAGUAUGGAGCACAACCGGCUGAGCUGCCGGAGACCUGGAUGGAAAUCACCAGAGAGCAAGCACUUGACAGCUUGAAAAAAGCCUUUAAUGUGAAUUGACCUCCCUAUAGUGAUCAUUACAAACUGAUUUACAUUGGGGACAAAUGAGGAUACACCAUUUUUUUUACAUAAUGUAUACUUCCCAAUAACUGUAUUCAGCAUGCAGAGAGAUAGUAAUUACACAGAAUGACCAUUGCUCAUACUGGAUGCUACAUCACCUGUGUAUACCACAUUUACUGUACCUGCAUAUAUAUAUAUGUAGGAUUUAUUACCACAAGGAUUUUCUAAAUAUGUGCAGCUAAGCAACUUCUCACUAGUUAGAAAUGGUAUAUUGUGCAAAGGGUCUAAGAAGAUCUCAAUGAGAUUCUAUUGGAUUUACCAUCUUUAUAUGCCAAGGAUUUGACAUGCCUCUACAACACAUGUGAAGCCACGUUUAAAAUAAUAUCAAUGUAAGCUGGCUAGUGGCCGCAUCCAGCUUCGCCCCUCUUCCUUCCGGGGCCGUGGACUCCGGCUCUGUGACUGGCCGGAGUUGUGUGACGUCACUCCCACGCAUGUGCACAGGAGCCGCCAGUCACGCCAUGGGCUCUUUAGAAACGGCAUGGGUCCUUUAUAAACUGCACAAUCGAGCCCUUGAGAUAUUUCCAGUACCUACAGCUAAGCCUUAUUAUAGGCUUACCUAUAGGUACAAGUGGUGUAACA
Molecule: messenger RNA, 5333 nt
Organism: Rana temporaria (common frog)
Lineage: Eukaryota; Metazoa; Chordata; Amphibia; Anura; Ranidae
Product: up-regulator of cell proliferation-like
Exons: 1
Coding region: 36-4694 (1552 amino acids)
Molecular function (GO): GTP binding
Source: RefSeq, a predicted model, not a curated record